AUGUCAACUACGACCUUGACAGAUUUGGCCUCCGAGACCCAGUUUGCCGGUCCCCUCUGGCUACGUGAGGGAGUUGGAGCCUUGUACGCUAAAGGCGAAGUCCACACCGGACCAUUCUCCAUGCCGCUUCUUCGUAUGGCCGGUCUGGAUAAACUUCCCACAACAGGACAAAUUUCUAUCUUGGACUUGUGUUGUGGAACCGGCAUUACAACUUACAACCUACAUCUACUCUUCAAGGAGCAAGGAAUACAAGACAAUGUAGAUUUGACAUGCGGAGACUUAUCCGCUGGACAGCUCCAGUUCCUGGACCGGCGGAUCAAAGAGAUGCAGUGGAAGAAGACAAAAACUAUACAGAUAAAUGCCCAGAAAACCAACCUACCAAGUCAUGUAUUUGACUACAUUACCUGCGUUUUUGGGCUCAUGGUUAUUCCAGAUUCUCAGGCCGCCUUGGAGGAAUGCUAUCGUAUGCUGAAACCAGGCGGUACCCUCGGUUGUGUAGUCUGGUACAAAGAACUCUGGAGCGACUACGUCCGCGAUGCUCUCUGCCAGCUACCCGGGCAUCCCAACUGGCCCGAAUCUUCGGACGAGUUAACCGACGCCUGGGCACAAGGACCCUGGUCUAACCCUCAUUACGUCCGCUCAAUGCUGCACCGCCGCGGCUUUGUUAAUAUCGAGAUGCAGACCAAGAGUAUAAUGAUAGAUUUCAAAAACGCAGAGGACUUUUAUGAAGUCUACGACGCGUUUAUCGAGUGGGUUACGGAUAGAUACUGGACGGAGCAAGAGAAGAAGCUUUGUCGGCCGUUAAUUAAGCCUGCUGUUGUUCGAUUCAUGGAAGACAAGUACGGAAAGAACAAACCGUUUGCGAUUGAAAAGAUUGCUAUUAUGGCUGCAGCUAAAACCCCUGCGUUGUAA
Messenger RNA from Metarhizium brunneum ARSEF 3297, 912 nucleotides. RefSeq names its product Glandicoline B O-methyltransferase roqN. Lineage: Eukaryota; Fungi; Ascomycota; Sordariomycetes; Hypocreales; Clavicipitaceae. The record is from RefSeq and is a predicted model, not a curated record. Gene Ontology annotation, molecular function: methyltransferase activity.